ACAUGCCAUGCUGCUGGAGAGAGAGACGCCGUGCUGACACGAGCUCGGAGCAGAAGCGCUCACUGCCUCUGGGUCUGUCUCACUAGGCGUUUCGCGAGGAUGUAAACGUAACAAAGUAGCGAUUUACAGUAUUCACGUCCCCAGCCGGCCAGGAUGAAGUUAACUUUGAGCGCUUUGGCUAUUUUCGUUGCCCUCGUCGGUGUCUUGAGUUUUAUCUUUCUGGUAGUGGCCAUUGGCACAGAUUUUUGGUACAUCAUCGAUGCUUCCAAAUGGGAACACAACGCCUCGACCCAUCUGAGCUCCCAUUCGGGACUAUGGAGAACUUGCAACUUCAAUGGCUCGUGUUCGCCUUUCAUAAGCCCAUUUGGGGCUGGCAACUUCACGGACUCCCAGAGACAACUUCUCAACAUGCAUGCAGCGUUUGUGGUGCUGCUGCCCCUGAGUCUGAUCCUGAUGGUGUUUGGAGGGAUGGCUGGCUUUGUCAGUAUCCUGGCCCGGGCCUACAUGCUGCUGUUGAUGACCGGAGUUCUCUUUCUGUUCGGAUCUCUAGUGACCCUUGCCGGAGUGAGCCUAUACGUUGCCUACUCUGCGGCUGCAUUUAAGGAGGCGCUGUGUCUGUUUGGGAGGAAGAAGCUGGAGAGCAUCGAUAUCCGUUUCGGUUGGUCUCUGGCUUUGGCAUGGAUCUCCUUCAUCGCAGAGCUCCUCACCAGCAUGGCGUUCCUCCUGGCCUCCAGGAUCGUAGGGCUGAAGAGAAGGCAGGAGCAGGGGAUAUAAGAGUGCAACCUGAUCUCCCAAGCAAAACCCAACAACCAUUAAACACGGCAGCUUAGGUCGCCUUUAAACACUACUGUAGUCACUGCCUUGGCUGGUUUCACAGACCCUGAUUAGCACUGAUAUUGCACUGCCUUACUGUAUCUAAGGCAGUCUGUGAAACCAGCCAAUCUAUGACUUCAUCCACAAACACAAGGAGCAACAUGUAAGCCAACUCUUUUGCAAUCUUAGUCUGUCCAAUGCAUAUAAACACGCUGAUAUUACCCCAUUAAGGCUACUUUAUUCUGCACAUAUAGCCCUUCAGAUGCUUUUAUGACUGCUCAAUAUAAAAUAAGAAACUGAAGAAAGGGUAUGUGAGAAAGGAUAUCUUAGUUUCGCUAGAGGGAAGAAAACGUUUUGAAACAGAACGAUAGAGGGAAUGGCAUUUAAACCUUUGAAUGCGACCUAUUUAAAGAGAUAAUAAACAUCUAGUACAGAACUGUAGCAGUUUUGCGCAGCAUUGUAUUUCCAGACACAGGCAGCUCAACACUUCUUGUUAACUCCGCGCCGCGUUGUCAGUUUAAUGUUCUUAGCUUCAGUGCGCAUUGUUGUUUUUCUUAUGUUUGAAUCGCUAAGGAAUUGUAAUCUGUUGCUAAGCUAUUGUGUCGUACACCCAGUGCCUUUCAAGCCGUGUCCUUUGCAUUGUGUAUUUAUAAACUGUCUGGAUUUUUAAUUAAGAAACCCAAAGCUCCUGUAAGGUGCUGCUCACAUAUUUAUAGAGCACUGACUGUCUCGCAGGAUUUUCUUUGAUGUUUUUAUUCUGUAUAAGCACGCUGUCAAUUCUUGUGUGAUAUGUUCUGGAGACCUUUCAGUUAGAACGUUUUAGUUUUUUUGUUUGUUUUUUUUUUACUUUUCCUCACUUCUGAAACUCUUAACAGACCAACAAUAAAAUAAUACAUUGUCGGGGCUCCCGAGUGGCGCAUCCGGUAAAGGCGCUCUGCGUGGAGUGCAGGAUGCAUCCUAAGCCUGGACGUCGCCGGUUCGAGUCCAGGCUAUUCCAAUGCUGACCAUGGACAGGAGUUCCCAAGAGGCGGCGCACAAUUGGCCGAGCUCCAUCUGGGGGGAGGGCUAGGUUAGGUGUGCUCAGCUCACCGCGCACCAGCGACCCCUGUAGUCUAGCCGGGCGCCUGCGGGCUUGCCUGUAAGCUGCCCAGAGCUGCGUUGUCCUCCGGAGGUGGCUGCAUGGUGAUAAUUGGAUAUUCUAAAUUGGGACUACUAAUAAAGCAUAGUCAAGUAUAAUCAAACACAAGGAAAGCGUGGUAAAGCAUAGGUAAGCUUUGUAAAGCCCAGAGAGGUACGGUAAAGCAUAUUAAUAAACAUGUCAAACCAGGUUUAACUAUGACACAUAACAGCAUCCAUCGGAAAACAAUGUGAAAACAGCGCGGUCGAUUAGACUGUCAAAUGACACCUGAAUUCAAGGGCUUCGAUUUUCUUUUGAGUUUCAGACUUGCUGGACGAGUCAGACUGAAAUGCAUCACAAACAUCUGAUUGGACUUACAGGUCUGGAGAAACGCGAUAAGGAUUAGUUUGACUGGAACUAAAGAAACUGAGCUUUCGAUACCUGAGUGUCUGUGCCAGUGAGCUUUCUUCUGUUUUUAAAACUUGUAUUAACUGUGUCCAGUGGUGGUGGACAGAGAUGUCAGUUUCACGUGCCGUUCUGUAUUUUGAUAACCUGUCUGUAAUACCGACUGAUAAUUAUGUAUCACAGCUAUCGUACAGUAACGCUUCCCUGUGAUUGAUAUAUGCAGCUUUGUGAAAACUGAGGCUUUCACUGUUUCUGAUUGGGAAAAAAAGAUGCAGCAAAAAGCUUCCAAACUCCUUGGAAAACUGCUAAUAAAAAUAUUCAUAUUUAAAAUCUA
Acipenser ruthenus (sterlet) is the source of this 2669-nucleotide messenger RNA. RefSeq names its product transmembrane protein 114. Gene Ontology annotation, cellular component: apical plasma membrane. The transcript is spliced from 4 exons. The coding region runs from base 154 to 774 and encodes 206 amino acids. Lineage: Eukaryota; Metazoa; Chordata; Actinopteri; Acipenseriformes; Acipenseridae. The record is from RefSeq and is a predicted model, not a curated record.